AUGCAUCUAAGAGCAAAGCAUGCUCUGGGUGUGGUGCAUUUUGAUGUGUGUGGAAAAUUUCUAGUACCUUCACUUGUAGGGAAUAAAUACUUUGUGUCAUUUGUUGAUGAGUUCAAAAGAAUAACAUGGCUAUACCUUAUAAAGUUCAAACACGAGGUGUUUGCUGAAUUUAAGAAAUUCAGAAUCAACUCUGAGAAUCAGUGUGAUCAGAAGCUAAAAAUUCUCAGAACUGAUGGUGGAGAUGCUAAGAGAAGGAAGUUAGACGACAGAAGCAGAGUUAUGUUGCUUGUAGGGUGCCAUAGUACAGGUUCCUAUAAGAUAUAUUGUCCUGUCACUAACAAGGUUGAAUUCAGUAGAUAUGCCUUUAUGAAAGAAUCAGAAGCGUGGGAUUGGAGUACACCUCAAUCCAACUCUGGUGUAGUGUUAACCUCUAAAGAUACUUCAGAAUCUGAAGGUUAUGAAAAUGAGUCAGACUUAGAAGAUGACUCUGAAUUUAAAGAUGAGUCAGAAUCAGAAGUUGAUUCUGAAAACUCUCGUGGAGAUCCAGACUCUUGGAAUAUUACAUACUCUGAAGGUGGUCAUGCCUUUGAAGGUGGUACUUAUGGGGUUCUAGCAUCUGAUACUGUUCAACAUCUGAAGGAGAUUAUGAAUAAGUUCAGAGGUCGGAAAGAAUCAGAAACAUUCCAAGGAUAUUUGCAGAGUUUAAUAUGUUACAAGACACAUAAGUAG
Molecule: messenger RNA, 729 nt
Organism: Lathyrus oleraceus (garden pea)
Lineage: Eukaryota; Viridiplantae; Streptophyta; Magnoliopsida; Fabales; Fabaceae
Exons: 3
Coding region: 1-729 (242 amino acids)
Molecular function (GO): nucleic acid binding
Source: RefSeq, a predicted model, not a curated record